AAACAAAUAACAAACGUUAUUUGUUAAAACUCAUAUAUUUUUUACAUUAUAUUAGGGUAUUAAUGGUAAACCAUUUAUUCCUAUUAUUGGUCAUUUGUUAUCAGUACACGAAUUUCGAAAAAAAACUGGAGAAAAUUUUAAUAUUAUAGAUUUUUUUUUAGAGCAGGUAUAAACAAAACGAUUUAUUUAUUAAAUUUUGUUUAUUAUUUUGUUUUGUUAAUUUGGUAUAAAGAAUUUGGUGAUCAAUAUGUUGGUUUAUGGGGUCCUGUUGUUCGAUUAAUUUUAUUUAAUCCAAAUUAUAUUCAAGAUGUAUUAAAAACAAAAUAUAUGUAUUAUAGUAAAACAAGUUUACUUACAGGUUUGCUUUCACCUAUUAUUGGUACAGAAAAUUUAUUAUUAAGUAAUGUAUCAACACAUUCAAGAGCAAGAAAAAUGAUUAAUCCAGCUUUUCAUUCUUCAAAUUUAAUUUCAAUGAUUGAUAUUAUGACAGAAGAAACAAGUAAAUUAUUAAAUGAAUGGAUAGAAAAGAUAAAUAAUAGUAAUAAUAAAAUUAUAUUAGAAAUGAAUCGUGAAUUUUCCGGUUUAACAUUAGAUAUAAUAAGUAAUUGUGCAUUUGGUACAGGUAUUAUUAAUGAAUAUGAAGCAAAAGAAGUUAUAUAUGAUACAUUUUCAGUUAUAAUAGAUAUGUUUAUUAAUCGUCUUAUGAAUUUAGUUGGUGUAUUACCUAUUAUAAAAUAUUUACCAUUAAGAUCGAAACAGAUAAUGGCGUAA
Molecule: messenger RNA, 771 nt
Organism: Didymodactylos carnosus
Lineage: Eukaryota; Metazoa; Rotifera; Eurotatoria; Philodinida; Philodinidae
Source: the annotation of a GenBank genome assembly